CACAAAUAUUAUUUUGACAUCUCAGACUCCUCCACAACUGUUUAAACUAGUAUUUUUUAAAACUUAUCUUAGUUUUAUCUUCAACUUCUUGUAGUUUUAACUGUUUUGAGUGUUCAUAAAUGGUUUACCAGCUUCUAUCCAAGAUUCCACCACACGUUUAUGUCUAAUUUAAAGAACUUAUCAAUGUAUAAAAAUGGGAGUUUGGGCUUAAGAGAUUAAUGAAUCAAUUGGCAGGCCAGACUUUGGCAUCUGGCCCCCAGACCGCCAGUUGAACAACCCUGGUCUACGGAGAUGGUAAGUGUGGUUUGAUUAAAUGUCACACCGGCCUGCCAUACAACGUCUCCACUUCGUCCACGGUCGUGACGUGUUUCCUGGGGCUUGUACGGACCACUCAGUGGUACACCGGAGGGGUAUCAUGAGUGCUUAUAUCACCAGCAGCAGUCGUCUUCUUCUCCAGUCGCUUCACCGUGUCGUCGUCGGCGGAAGAACCCCGGUGUGAGACAACAAGUCGGCUCGAGCAGGAUGUAAAAAGGAAGCGGGUGAGCUGCGACCUUCCGUGUCUUUGUGUCUCCGUGCACCUGCAUGUGCUGUGAGCAGCCCCGGACUGCUGGAGAGCUGCUUCGCUCGGUGACUGUGCUGCAUUAGGAGACCCCCCCACCCCACCACCAUGGCUGCCGGCCCUUCAUCUCCCUCCGCAGACCGCAGGCUCGGGCUGCUGGAGCUGCUAACCGGGGCCGUGUUGGUGUUCCUGGGUUUUGGGCUGGGGUCGGCGCUGGGUCAGGAGGUCUACACCAACACGUGGGCUGUCCACAUACCCGGAGGUUCGGAGGAAGCUGAUCGAGUUGCCCAAAAACACGGUUUUAUCAACCACGGACAUGUAUUUGGUGACUAUUAUCACUUCCGGCAUCGCACUGUGGUUAAGAGAUCGCUGUCAGUUCACAGAGGGACACAUGUUCGACUACAAAAAGAUCCCAAGGUAACUUGGGCAGAGCAACAGGUGUCAAAACGGAGGAAAAAGAGAGAUACYGAAGUGGAAUUUAUAGACCCCAAGUAUAAAGAACAGUGGUACCUGUACAACAACAACCACAAUGACUUAAACGCAAAAGGUGCGUGGGCUUUAGGCUACACAGGAAGAGGUGUAGUCGUGUCCAUCCUAGAUGAUGGAAUAGAGAAGAACCAUCCGGACCUGAUGCAGAACUAUGACCCGGAGGCCAGUUACGAUGUGAACGAUGGCGAUCCAGAUCCUCAGCCUCGAUACACUCAGCUUAAUGACAACAGGCAUGGGACAAGAUGCGCAGGAGAAGUAGCAGCAGCCGCUAACAAUGACAUCUGUGGAGUUGGUGUAGCCUACAAUGCAAAGAUUGGAGGUGUGCGGAUGCUGGACGGAGAGGUGACCGACAUGGUGGAGGCCCAGUCUCUCAGUCUGAACCCUCAGCACAUCGACAUCUACAGCGCCAGCUGGGGCCCAGAGGAUGAUGGCAAAACUGUGGAUGGACCCGCCAAACUGGCCAAAGAAGCCUUCCUGCGAGGAGUCACAGAGGGUCGUGGUGGUUUAGGAUCCAUUUUUGUGUGGGCUUCAGGGAACGGAGGAAGGGACAAGGACAGCUGCAACUGCGACGGCUACACCAACAGCAUUUACACCCUGUCCAUCAGCAGCACCACACAAAACGGCAACGUCCCCUGGUACAGCGAGGCUUGCUCCUCCACCCUCGCCACCACCUACAGCUCGGGGAACCUUAAUGAGAAACAGAUAGUAACUACAGACCUGAAAUCAAAAUGCACGGACUCCCACACAGGCACCUCUGCUUCCGCCCCGCUGGCUGCUGGGAUCAUCGCUCUCGCCCUUGAAGCAAAUAAAAACCUCACCUGGAGGGACAUGCAGCAUCUGGUUGUUAGAACUUCUCGCCCUGGUAACCUGGUUGCAUACGACUGGAGAACCAACGGCAUCGGACGCAAAGUUAGUCAUUCGUAUGGAUAUGGUCUGCUUGAUGCCAGUGCAAUUGCAUCGCUGGCAAAGACGUGGAGUUAUGUGGGGCCGCAGAGAAAAUGUGUGAUCUCCAUGCUCAGUGAGCCGAGGAACAUUGGCAGCAAUUUAUCUAUUAACAAAACCGUGGAUUCCUGCUACGGCUCAGACAGUUACGUGACAUCAUUAGAGCACGUCCAGGCCCGGCUCACCUUGUCCUACAACCGGAGAGGAAACCUGGCCAUCCACCUCAUAAGUCCUGCCGGCACCCGCUCCACCCUGCUCCACCCCAGGCCUCAUGACUACUCAUCAGAGGGCUUCAACGACUGGGCUUUCAUGACCACACACUCCUGGGACGAGAACCCCAACGGGGUGUGGACAUUGGAGAUUGAGAACGUGGCCGGUGCCAGCGAUUACGGCACCCUGACCCAGUUCACCCUGGUUCUGUACGGCACCAGCUCACCAUCUUCCAGCUUUUCUGAAGUCUCUCAGUCCAGCGAUGACAGCUGCAAGACUCUGGACCUGAAAAUGAAAUGCAUCGAGUGCAACGCUGGCUACUACCCCUUCCAGGAGCGCUGUGUGAGAGAAUGUCCGGCGGGCUUCGCAGUGGGCUCUCAGCCUCUCAACUACACGGUUGGAAACGCCAUCCUCCCAGCCUCRGUCCUGGUCUGCCUGCCCUGCCCUGCGCCCUGCCUCACCUGCAGCAGCCUCAGCCCGGACUCCUGCCUGUCCUGCCUUCCUCACAGCUCCCUGAACUUGGGCAGGUGCCUGCACAACGGCCAAUACAUGCGCGAGACCCCCGGCAUCAUCAUGGGRGAGCAAGUAAACACAAAGUCCCAGCUGGAACUCGACUCCCGUAUGCCCAUCACCAUCGCCGUGCUGAGCUGCAUGGCCAUCAUUACCACCUUCGGAGGCGUCUUCCUCCUGCUGCAGCUGCGCUCAGGCGCUCGCAUCAAGCUGCCCUCUCUGGAGGCCGGGGGCGGCUUCAGCCUGGGGGGGAACAGGUUGGUGUCGUACCGCGGCAUCCCGACCGUGUGGGGCGAGGAUGGGUUCAAUACAGACUCUGAAAACGAAGAGUUUGACGUCCACAAUGAGAGGACUGCCUUUAUCAAAACACAAAGUGCUCUUUAAUACCUCCACGCUUCCCUCCUCCUCCUCCUCCUCCUCCUCUGCUUUUGACAUCUCAUCCCCAUUCGUCUGAUAAUUCAGGGCCGCUGGUUUCUGUCCUCGCUGUUUCUUUUUUUCUUUCUGUUCUUCUGUCUCAUCAGAUUCUCACCAGUUUCCUGCUGUAGGAACUGCUGGUCUUUUCUGCUGAGGGAGGCCUGAUGGAAGCUGCUGUUUCCUAAAUCUGAGGCUGGUCUGAGCUUUGCUCCGUUCACACAUGGGUGCAUUUCAAUUGAAGUGGCUCUUCCCUCUUUUUACCCCCCAAAUCGCUAAGAUUGUCUGUUUGUGCAGAGUCCAUUUUCCCUCCAGCUCCAUUUCUUUUUUUCUUUUUUUUGCUGCAGUAAACAGACUAUUGUUA
Messenger RNA from Austrofundulus limnaeus, 3485 nucleotides. It is a transcript of the gene furina, whose product is annotated as furin (paired basic amino acid cleaving enzyme) a. Gene Ontology annotation, molecular function: serine-type endopeptidase activity. Bases 668 to 3094 code for a protein of 808 amino acids. Lineage: Eukaryota; Metazoa; Chordata; Actinopteri; Cyprinodontiformes; Rivulidae. The transcript has 16 exons. The record is from RefSeq and is a predicted model, not a curated record. Gene Ontology annotation, biological process: peptide hormone processing. Gene Ontology annotation, cellular component: trans-Golgi network; Golgi membrane.